GAUGCCAAAGUUAGCCGAGGGCCAGAGAAGCAGACCGGCUAUCGGUUUGCUGUCUUUUCAUUCAACGUGUUGACCAUGUUUGACCCACAAGUACCAAAAGGACGGCCCAAACGUCUGGCCAAUCUUGGGCUGCUGGUAGCAGGCAAACGUGAUGUCUUGAAAAAGCAGCUUGGGGCCAAAGGGAUUUGGCUAGCGGGUUUUCAGGAAACGCGUAUACCCAUCACGGGUACCCUGCCAGACAAGGACUACAUCAUGCUGAAUUCCGGGGCAACUGAGCGCGGUCAUGGUGGGUGUGCCUUGUGGAUAGCACGUGAAGUGGCCUUUGGACGGUCUGGCAGUCAGUCUCUGCACAUAACCGAAGAGCAGGUCACAGUUGUGGCUACCUCACCCCGUCAUUUGCAGGUUCUGUUAGAGCAUCCCAGGUUGGCGCUUACCGUUUUGGUUGCACAUGCACCACGUGUGUCAGGACAGGGAGAAGAGGCCGUCAUCUCUUUCUGGAACGACAGAUAUGGUGAGCUACAGAGGCGCCCGCGCAAAGCGGACUAUCUUAUCCUGGCAGACGCGAAUGCGCACAUAGGAUCGGUGACGACAGAUGUCAUUGGUUCGUUUGGUGCCGAGCCUGAAAAUGAAGAGGGAUUUUUGUUCCAUGAGUUCUUGCUGAGAAUGCAUGCUUACAUUCCCUCGACGUGGAAUGAGCAUCACCAGGGACAACAUUGGACAUGGGCUCCGCCAGAGCCAGACGGCACGAAGCAUCGCAUCGACUUUAUAGGGGUUCCUGGUAGCUGGAGCACCUUUAGUCUUAGCUCCCAUGUCUGGGAUUCCUUCGAAGCCAUGCAUGCCAGACAAGACCAUCUUCCAGUAGUGCUUGAAGUUGAGUUUCAGCAUCUGGCGCCAUCGUACAGCUAUCGUAGUGGCAAGGGACCUGUACUAAGGCCUUCGAGGGAUCUGUCCCUUGAAGACAGAGACAGCUUUGCUGUUCUUGUUCAGCAGGCCAGAGGUAUCCCGUGGGAAAGCAGUGUCGAUCAGCACAAUGCGCAGUGGACCCGUCAUAUCCAAGCCUGUGCCCAACCACUCAUCCCUGAGCAGCCAUAUGCUCCGACACAGUCAUAUUUGAGCUCUGAUACCAUGCGCCUGGUGGGACAGCGUCGAGAGAUCAGAGCCUACAUUCGGGAUGAAGAGCAGGAAUUGCGUAAGCGAUGGUUGUUGAUUGGGUUCGCCGCAUUUAGGCUGCACCACCACGAGCAGGUUUUUAGCGAGACCGCCUUAAGUACAGCAUCUCAUUGGGUCAGCGACAUCGACCACAGCAUUGCGGCUGCUGUCGAACGCCUUGCUGAGCUCACUCGAGCAGUGCGCGCUGCAGUCAAACGGGACAGGAUCGAGUACCUUGACAGUCUUCAAAAGGAAGUCACGGUGCAAGAUUUAAGAAAUCCUAAGGCGCUAUAUCGCGCUGUUCGCAAAGCCUUUCCAGAGGCUAGAUCCUCAAGGCGACGUGGGUUCAGGCCGCUACCAGCCGUGAGACUGGAGGAUGGCACCCUGGCGCCGGACAGAGAGUCUCGGGCCGCGCGAUGGGAACGCUACUUUGGGGAGCAGGAAAGUGCUUUUGCGGUAUCGGACACCGAAUACCAACAGGCAUUUGCCAAACCGGAUUUGCCAGUAGGACGAGCCGACCCGGUCUUCAGCUUACAGGCGUUGCCUACGCUACAGGAGCUGGAGCAGCAGCUCCUACAGCUUAAGCUUGGCAAGGCCGCAGGGCCGGAUGGACUCACGGCGGAGGUCCUCCGAAUACACGUGGCUGGGGUGGCACGUACACUGUUUCCCGUUUGUUUGAAGGCUGCGUUGGGUAACAGAGAGCCGACAGCAUGGAGAGGCGGCAGCCUCAUGGCACUAGCCAAAAAAGCUAGUGCAGCGUUGGACGGUGCCUCCUUUCGCUCCAUCCUUUUAGCCAAUGCCACGGCGAAAGUUCAGCAUCGGUUGUUGCGUGGGAGGUUGAUGCCGUACUUUGCCGCCUACAAAUUGGACACCCAGGCUGGCCAAGCGCCUGGGGUAGGAGUCGACUCGAUAGGUUUGGUUGUCAGGGCCUAUCAGAUUUGGGCCAAACAAAAGAAGAUGGCUUCAUCGUUGACCUUCUUCGAUUUGAAGACAGCAUUCUACCGAGUGCUGAGACAGGUUCUAGUCCCUUCAGAAAAGGGCGCUGGUGAUGCAGCCUUUGUCCGAUUGUUGUCGGAGCUGGGAGUGCCUGACCAGGCAGUGUGUGAGCUUGCGACUCAGCUUGGAAAUAUGGUAGCCCUGGCUGAGGCAGGAGUUUCAGAUCACCUGAUGGCCCAGACAGCAGAUCUGUUUAGGGGCUCAUGGUUCAAACUUCAAGGAGAAACCACGAUCUGGUUGACUCGACGGGGAACGCGACCAGGAGAUCCCUUGGCGGAUCUUUUGUUCGCGUUCUCAUUUACAGCCUGUUGCCGUGCCAUUGACGAUAGUCUACAGAGCGCCGGACUACAGACUAGUAUGCCGGAAGUCGCAAUGUCGCCACCUUGGCACUCCUGGGAGGCACCGGACACUUUGGGGCUGCCUGCCUGGGCUGAUGAUUUUGUCUUCCUACAGGCAGAUCCGUCGCCAGUACGGCUGUGUCAGCGUACUAAGGCAGCCGUAGAGGUCAUUGCUGCCAAAACAACCUCCGUAGGUAUGCAGCUGACAUACGCGAGUGACAAGACUGCGCUGCUGCUGUCCACGGAAGUCACUCGACCUCUGGACGAGCUCGUGCUCUUAAAUGAGCAGGGAGAGCCAGGCAUGCCGGUUCGGGACAAGGUGGUAGCUCUCGAUAACUGGCUUCCAGUCGUUGACUCGUACAAGCACCUUGGCAGCAUUGCAGUUGCCAACACGGCACCAGUGACAGAGGUGCACUACAGGUUCGCGCAGGCACAAGCAGUUUUGCGGCCUUUGCGCCGGAAGCUCUUUGGCGCUGGAGUAAUACCACUGAAGCUGCGUACCACACUGCUUCGGGCCCUCGUGGUAUCCAAAUUUGUUUUCUCCAGUGCCACGCUGCACCUCAAUGCCAAUGUUCAUAGGCGUACUUGGUCACGUUUGUACGUUAGUUUGUGGAGGAGCCUUACACGGCGUACUUCGGCUACUGAUCAAAGCCAUAGCUAUGAAGUAUUGCGCGUGGCAGGAGCCACGUCGCCUUUGUUGGCAUUGGCCCAAGCAAGGGCCACCUUCUUCCGCAGGGUCCUCAUACACGGGCCCGCUGCGUUGCUGCACUGUUUGCAUGUCCAGUGGAGGACGCAGCCCGCUACGUCCUGGCUACAUCAGUUCAUGCUGGAUAUCCGUGCAGUUGCCGUUUACUCAAAUGGGGCCAAGGUGUUGUUGGAUGAGGCAGACCCGGUGGGAAUGCUCUGUGAAACAAUGCAGCAGGAUCCGGGUUGGUGGUCCUCUCAGGUUCGCAAGGCCAUCAAGGGAUAUGCCGAUGACCUACAGAAGUGGAGUCAGAAGCGAUAUGAUCCUAGCGACCCAGAGGUAGAAACUGAGCAGGACAAGCCAUUCCACUGUCCGCACUGUGGAGCAGCUUUUCUGCUUAGAAAGCACUUGGGGGUUCAUUUGGCUAGGCCCCUGUCCGUCGAGGAAAUAGUCUCCGCAGAGGCAACUGAUAAGCAGCUAGCUCGCAAGGUCAAGGCAGGGCGAUGGAAUGAGUACCGGGCAGCGCUGCCCCCUCUUCCGGCCUACGGACCUAGGAUGCCUACAUACACGGAGGCGGUAACAGGGCUCAGCGAAGAUGAACUGUUGCUCAGCCGUGUUAAGCAGUUGUACCGUCCCCAUCCCGACACUGUGAGGUGGAUCCAUGAAUACCUUGAUGCAGCCUCGACAGAGGGCCCUCGCGAAGCUGCGACAGAUUUCUGGAUAGCAAGGCCUACAGCACAUAGGGGACCCUCAGCUGCUGCAGCCCCAGUUUCACCGCUUUAG
This is a messenger RNA of Symbiodinium necroappetens, 3951 nucleotides long. NCBI's taxonomy places the organism in Eukaryota, Dinophyceae, Suessiales, Symbiodiniaceae. The record is from the annotation of a GenBank genome assembly.